AUGAAUGAACUGUCGACGGUCAAUACAUAUAAAUCGUCUCAAAGUGAGAGUGACGAAGGGGAUGAUAUAUUUGAGGUGAGACAAAGAAGAGUAGACAUAAAAGGAAAAGCAGUAGACCGACAUGAAUCUGUAGCCGACGGUAUAGAGAUCAGUAAUGGGAAGGAAAGUUUUGAUAGCAGAGAAGACGAGGUCAAUAAUUUACAAAUAGAUUCCGUUAUUACAUUACUAUCAUUGGACCUCCCUUACGUACGAGUUGAUGGUCGAUUCUUGGUCGAUUUUCGACGUUUGAAAAUAGGACCAAAAGACAAUUCUAGCUGGGAAACAAGUGAUAAUGGGUGUCGAUUUGAAAAAACAUCAGAUGAUUCAGAAUUUUGGUAUGAUGAUGAAGAAGAAAUGGACAUUGAAGUGGAAUGUAAUAAUUGGGAUCCAUAUUUGGAACGUGUUGUAUACAUCCUAAAAGAUUAUAAAUGUGAAAGAUUGUUUAUUGUUUUGCGAUGGUAUUUGCAUUCUUUAUAA
Molecule: messenger RNA, 516 nt
Organism: Racocetra fulgida
Lineage: Eukaryota; Fungi; Glomeromycota; Glomeromycetes; Diversisporales; Gigasporaceae
Source: the annotation of a GenBank genome assembly